Tarenaya hassleriana is the source of this 1749-nucleotide messenger RNA. RefSeq names its product phenylalanine N-monooxygenase. Bases 62 to 1672 code for a protein of 536 amino acids. Lineage: Eukaryota; Viridiplantae; Streptophyta; Magnoliopsida; Brassicales; Cleomaceae. Gene Ontology annotation, molecular function: monooxygenase activity; iron ion binding; oxidoreductase activity, acting on paired donors, with incorporation or reduction of molecular oxygen. The record is from RefSeq and is a predicted model, not a curated record. The transcript is spliced from 2 exons.
UUGAUCCUUUGGCUCCAUCGGCACUAUUUUCAAGCUUUCACAUAAUUUUCGUCCGUUGGCAAUGGCGAUGUUUUUCUUCACCUUCCUACUCGUCCCUCUUCUAGGGUUUCUCAUUGCCUCGCUAACGGCGACGCAGAAGAAGAAGAAGACAGCCACGACGAUGACUUGCGGCGCAAGAAACGACCCUCCUCUCCCACCGGGACCAAAGCCUUGGCCCGUAAUCGGAAACCUGCCGGAGAUAAGGAGGAACAAACCGGUAUUCCGAUGGAUACACUCUCUCAUGAAGGAGCUCAACACCGAAAUCGCCUGUAUCCGCCUUGCUAACACUCACGUGAUCCCCGUGACUUCACCCAGAAUCGCCCGGGAGUUUCUUAAGAAGCAAGACUCCGUCUUCGCGUCGAGGCCUCUCACGAUGGGGACCGAGUACUGCAGCCGCGGCUACUUGACGAUCGCGGUCGUUCCCCAGGGCGAACAGUGGAAGAAGAUGAGGAAAAUGGUCGCCUCUCACGUGAUCAAUGCCAAGACCCUCCAAUGGACGCACGAGAAGAGAAUCGAAGAGGCCGACAACCUGACAAGGUUCAUCAACAACAAAUGUGUCAGAAACAGUCGUGAUUGUUCUGCUUUGAUCGAUCUGAGGCUCGUGACUCGUCAAUACAGCGGAAAUGUGGCCAGAAAGAUAUUGUUUGGGGUAAGGCAUUUCGGGAAAGGGACUGAAGAUGGGGCCGGGCCUGGGUUCGAAGAGAUCGAACACAUUGAAUCCCUGUUUACUGUGCUUACCCAUCUUUACUCCUUCAUAUUAUCGGAUUAUGUCCCGUGGCUGAGGACGUUUGACUUGGACGGUCAUGAGAAGAUCGUUCGCCGUGGUAUGGAGGAUGUCAGCAAGUACAAUGAUCCAUUUGUGGAUGAGAGACUCAGACAAUGGCGACAUGGGGAGAGGACAGAAGCUCAAGAUCUUCUCGACAUGUUUAUCAUGGCCAAAGACAGUGAUGGAAAGCCUGCGCUAACAGAUGAUGAGAUCAAAGCUCAAGUUACGGAACUAAUGUUGGCGACAGUGGAUAAUCCGUCGAAUGCGACGGAAUGGGCCAUGGCGGAGAUGAUCAACGAGCCGGAGAUUAUGCGGAAGGCGGCAGAGGAGAUCGAUAGGGUGGUGGGAAAAGACCGUCUUGUCCUCGAGUCCGAUAUCCCGAACCUUACUUAUGUGAAGGCGUGCGCGAGGGAAGCGUUCCGGCUGCAUCCCGUCGCGCCGUUCAACCUCCCUCACGUGUCGAAUGCCGAUACGGUGGUGGACGGUUACUUCAUCCCCAAGGGAAGCCACGUCCUGUUAAGCCGAGUAGGGUUGGGUAGAAACCCUAGCGUGUGGGACAAUCCACUUAGGUUCGAACCAGGGAGGCACUUGAGAAACGGAAACACGAGCGUGGAACUGAACGAGCCGGAUCUGAAUUUCCUUUCGUUCAGCACGGGACGACGUGGGUGCAUGGGUGUGAGCCUUGGCUCGGUCAUGACGAUCAUGCUGUUGGCUCGGCUGGUUCAAGGGUUCAGUUGGACCGUGCCGGGUGGUGGCGAGGGCAAAAUCGACAUUUCAGAGAGUGAGGGCGACCUCUUCUUGGCCAAGCCAUUGCAUGCCGUUGCAACCCCUCGACUGGCUCCAGAAGUAUACUCCCGUGUGAUAUAAGGGAAACGAACAAGCUUUUCUCUACCAUAAUUAAUAUUUUUUAUAAUAAAAAUUUCUGAAGAACAUGUUUUGGGAAU